AUGGUCUCCCUCAAGGCUCUCUGCUCCGUCCUGGCCUUCAAGGCCCUCGCCGUGUCCGCUGCGCCGGCCGCGGAGCUUCCCAAGGCUCCAUCUUCUACUGCUCCAACAUCCGCUGGAACGGCGAGUGCAGAAGCGUCGGCGUUCCCCUGGACAAGUGCCAACGACCGCAUCAGCUCCAUCAAGAACCAAGCCAAGGGCUCGUAUAAGUGCACCUGGUACAUCGGCUACAACUGCAAUGGCAAGUCGUACUCCAACCAGGAGGAUGCCAACCUGGCUGAUGGCGACGGCGCCUUCAACGACUCCAUCAGCAGCUACUCUUGCCGACGCAAGUAA
Fusarium vanettenii 77-13-4 is the source of this 333-nucleotide messenger RNA. RefSeq lists its product as uncharacterized. Lineage: Eukaryota; Fungi; Ascomycota; Sordariomycetes; Hypocreales; Nectriaceae. The transcript has 4 exons. The record is from RefSeq and is a predicted model, not a curated record. The coding region runs from base 1 to 333 and encodes 110 amino acids.